This is a messenger RNA of Abrus precatorius (Indian licorice), 1519 nucleotides long. Its product is annotated as 2-oxoisovalerate dehydrogenase subunit alpha 2, mitochondrial-like. Lineage: Eukaryota; Viridiplantae; Streptophyta; Magnoliopsida; Fabales; Fabaceae. Gene Ontology annotation, biological process: branched-chain amino acid catabolic process. The coding region runs from base 54 to 1466 and encodes 470 amino acids. The transcript has 9 exons. The record is from RefSeq and is a predicted model, not a curated record. Gene Ontology annotation, molecular function: oxidoreductase activity, acting on the aldehyde or oxo group of donors, disulfide as acceptor.
AAUUCGAUUGUCCUUCGUAACUUGGUCUCCGAACGUCGCUGUCUUCUUUCACGAUGAGGAAAUGGAAUUUCAUCCUCUCCCAUUUCAAAUCAAAGACGAGCCUAACUGCAACCUCUUCGGCUUCUCGAACCAAUCCAAUUCGCCCCAAUAAUUUCAGUAACCUCAUUCAAAUUCAUAAUCCUAUUGCGCCACUCUCCCUUCUCAAUUCGUGCCGCUUUGCCUCCACAAUCGCUCAAAAUUCUUCCGCUUUGAAUCCCGUUCAGGAUUCCGAUGACAAACAGGUCAUUGAUUUUCCUGGAGGAGCCAUAACGUACAUCCCUGAAAUGAGGUUUAUAUCUGAAUCAGCUAAGGAGAGAAUACCCUGCUACCGUGUCCUUGAUGAGAAUGGACAACCAAUUUUGGGUCAUAACUUUGUGCAGAUUAAUAAGGAAGUUGCUGUUAAGAUGUAUACUGACAUGGUUACUCUCCGAACUAUGGACGCUAUCUUCUAUGAAGCCCAAAGGCAAGGUAGACUAUCUUUUUAUGUGACAACAAUUGGAGAGGAGGCUAUUAAUGUUGCUUCAGCUGCAGCUCUUGCUAUGGAUGAUGUUAUUUUCCCUCAGUAUAGGGAACCGGGAGUCCUGUUAUGGCGUGGAUUCACUCUGCAAGAAUUUGCAAACCAGCUUUUUUCCAAUAAAUAUGAUAAUGGGAAAGGAAGGCAGAUGCCAGCUCAUUAUGGGUCCCACAAGCACAAUUACUUUACUGUAGCAUCAACUAUUGCUACACAAAUUUCCCAUGCUGUUGGAGCUGCUUAUUCCUUAAAGAUGGAUGAAAAGGAUGCAUGUGCUGUAACUUACUUCGGUGAUGGUGGCUCAAGUGAGGGAGAUUUCCAUGCUGCUUUAAAUUUUGCAGCGGUGAUGGAGGCCCCGGUUAUUUUUAUAUGCCGGAACAAUGGAUGGGCCAUCAGCACCCCUAUUUCAGAUCAGUUUCGAAGUGAUGGUGUUGCCGCAAAAGGACAGGCAUAUGGAGUCCGUACCAUCCGUGUAGAUGGCAAUGAUGCCCUGGCCAUUUAUAAUGCUGUUCAAGCUGCUCGUCAAAUGGCAGUUACUGAAGAGAGACCAGUUCUAAUAGAAGCUCUUACAUAUAGAGUGGGACACCACAGCACAUCGGAUGACUCUACCAAAUAUCGUCCUGCAAAUGAGAUUGAAUGGUGGAGAAAGGUGCGUGAUCCUGUGGCUAGAUUUAGAAAGUGGAUGGAAAGAAACGGUUGGUGGAAUGAUACGGCUGAGUCAGAGCUUAUGAACAGUUUGAGACAGCAGCUUCUGCAUACAAUUCAAGUCGCAGAGAGUGUAGAAAAACCUCCACUUGCAGAUGUUUUUAGUGAUGUUUAUGAUGUCCCUCCGUCUAAUCUCUCUGAACAAGAGCAAUGGCUGAAGGAGACGGUAAAAAGACAUCCACAAGAGUACCCAACAAAUAUUUCUGUGUAGACAUUUCAAUAUGAUUAUUGAGAUUACAUAUUUUAAUAAAAGAAAAAUUGCCU